AUGAGACAAUAUCCUCUUGUUUGUGGCAACGUUAAAUGCAAAACGAGUCAAACACCAUUGUGGCGUAAAGGUUGGACCACAAAGGAAGGUAAACCAGUCAUGUUAUGUAAUGCCUGUGGUUUGCACUACAAGAAGGGACACUUUUGCAUAUAUUGCAAUCAAAUUUACAAGGAAAGUGAUGCUGAUGAUAAAGAAGAACCAUGGAUUGGAUGUGAUAGUUGUCAUCGUUGGGUUCAUCAAAAUUGUGAGCGUCAGAAUGGAUUUGAAAUUAAACCAAAUGGUUAUCUGUGUCCUUGUUGCAGAAAUCAACCAAGUAAUGGAUCGGUACCUUCAAACAUUCCAGCUGCUGCAUUAACUGCUGCUGCUAACAAACAUUAUGAACCAAUUCUUAUGAAACCAGGUGCAGGAUCCAGUAAUAGUAAGGAAAAUAAGAAGAGAAGAAGAAAACCAACUCUUGAAACAAAUUCAAAGAAGGUUAAACAAGAAAUGAAACAACAAUUAACAAUUGAUAUUAACAAUUCAAAAUCUAAUAGUAAUCAAACAUUAUCUAGCCAAAAUACUUCAAACCGAUUAUGUACACCAACAAGUGCUUUGAGUCUUUCUCCAUCAACAACAUUGGGACUCCCUAAAGCACCACAACCUUCUACAAGUACUUGUUAUUUUGAUAAUCCAAAACAAUUAUAUGAUGUUGAUUCCUAUUAUAAAGAGAAUGAAUCACAGUGCAUUUCACCAUCAACCAAUUCAAAACUUUCCAUGAGUAGUGAUGACGAAUAUUCAUAUGAGAGCAAUACUGAAGAGGAAGAAGAGGAUGAAUAUGAAUCCGACAAUUCUCCACAAGCCUCCUUCAUUUGUGGCGAAGAUUUCAUAGAUAAUCAACAAGAGUUUAUCAUUUGGGAUCCUCUCAAAGAUAAGAAGAGUUCUGUUGGAGUUUCUUUCGAGCAAGUUGAAAACCUAAUUAACAAGAACUUUGGUUAUUCAACCUUGUUCACAAGAAAGAUUCAAUCACUCUCUGCAAUUUGUGCUUACGAAUUGUCCAAUUUUGAUAACUAAGUUGCUCUCUAGGAUUUCUCAAUCUUAUUGAAAACAAAUAUUCGAGUGUUUUCAAUAACUCAAUUUUGAUUAUUUCGGCAAAUAAACAACAAAAAUGUAAAU
This is a messenger RNA of Naegleria gruberi, 1152 nucleotides long. RefSeq lists its product as uncharacterized. The transcript is spliced from 3 exons. Gene Ontology annotation, biological process: regulation of DNA-templated transcription. Lineage: Eukaryota; Heterolobosea; Eutetramitea; Acrasida; Naegleriidae. Gene Ontology annotation, molecular function: zinc ion binding; sequence-specific DNA binding. The coding region runs from base 1 to 1050 and encodes 349 amino acids. The record is from RefSeq and is a predicted model, not a curated record.